Lacerta agilis (Sand lizard) is the source of this 559-nucleotide messenger RNA. RefSeq names its product required for excision 1-B domain containing (gene REX1BD). The record is from RefSeq and is a predicted model, not a curated record. Bases 78 to 530 code for a protein of 150 amino acids. NCBI's taxonomy places the organism in Eukaryota, Metazoa, Chordata, Lepidosauria, Squamata, Lacertidae. The transcript has 5 exons.
GAAGGGUCAUCUCUACAACUUUCGUGCCUCUACGGUGUCGGUGGAGGUGAGCCUGGGAAGAAAUCUGCAUUGCUGCAAUGUUGGAAGCGGACGUCCAGACCCUCGUCCACCGCUUCUAUGCCCUCCAGACCGAACGGGUCGAAGCCUACCACCUCUUCGAAGAGGGCCACCGGGCGUACCUCCGAAGCGGCCCCGACUACGACUUCUCCCGCUACCGCCAGCUGGUGCACGAGAUCACCCAGGCCUUCAGUGGGAUCUCGCGGGAGAUCCUGCAGAUCAAGGAGCAGCUGGAGGGACCCGGCGGGAGGCCCGACCUCGCCCAGCACCUGGGGCGCCUCCAGGAGAAGGAGAAGGAGAAGCUCGAGCUGACAGCUCAGCUGCAGCUAGCCAAACAAAACGCUCAAGACCACCCCGGCGUCAUAGCCCACCCUCAAGAGGUUCAGGAACUGAAGCAGAAGCUAAUUCAAACCAUCGAGGCAAUCAGCGAAAUUCUCCAGGAUUUCAAGUACGAUUCCGAAGAAAGCACUUGAUGGGACGUCCCGGAGGAGGAGGAGGAGGA